CAAACAAGAAAAGGAUCAACUUCAGCCGCAGUCUACGCAACCACUCACGCUGCUAGCACACAGUUAGCACUUCUACCUCGUGCAUACACUUCAACCUGCAACAUGUACGAGGAGCAGGCGACAAAGGUCAAGAUCACGUCGGUGGUGAUCAUUUUUGGCAUGUCUGCGAUGCUGGCGGCAGUGGUGACUGACCAUUGGGCUGUCCUCAGCCCCCGGGUGGAAAAGCUCAACGCCACAUGUGAGGCGGCCCACUUUGGCCUCUGGAGGCUGUGCAAGAAGACCAUCUUCAUAGUUAAAGAAGACCCACUGGGUAAAGGAUGUGGCCCUAUCAGCUUACCUGGAGCAAAAAACUGCUCCUACUUCAAACACUUCACAUCAGGUGAAGAAGCUGAGGUCUUUGAAAUGAAGACUCAGAAAGAGUACAACAUCUCAGCAGCAGCCAUCGCCAUCUUUAGUCUGUUCUUCAUAAUCCUGGGCACACUGUGUGUCAUCUUCUCCUUCGGGAAAGGCCGGGACUACUUGCUUCGGCCUGCUGGGAUGUUCUUUGCCUUUGCAGGUCUCUGCAUUAUCAUCUCUGUCGAGGUGAUGCGUCAGUCUGUUAAGCGAAUGAUCGACAGCGACGAGACCAUUUGGAUUGAAUACUACUACUCCUGGUCCUUCACAUGUGCCUGCGUCUCCUUUACCUUGCUCAUCCUUAGCGGAGGCGCAUUGCUCCUCAUCUCCAUGCCCCACAUGCCCCGUAACCCCUGGGAAACAUGCAUGGAUGCUGAGCCUGACACCUUGGAUUAGCCAAUCAACAGAAAUAUCCGAUUAAAACAAAAAAUCAGAAAGUUGCGUGAAUCAAUAAAUUUUUCUUUCUUUAUUCUUUCGAAAAGGGUCAUGUGGGUUAGACAGCAAUGAUAUAUAAUAUAAUAUAAUAUAAUAUAAUAUAAUAUAAUAUAAUAUAAUAUAAUAUAAUAUGA
Messenger RNA from Nothobranchius furzeri (turquoise killifish), 962 nucleotides. It is a transcript of the gene cacng1b, whose product is annotated as calcium channel, voltage-dependent, gamma subunit 1b. Lineage: Eukaryota; Metazoa; Chordata; Actinopteri; Cyprinodontiformes; Nothobranchiidae. Gene Ontology annotation, biological process: calcium ion transmembrane transport; regulation of calcium ion transmembrane transport via high voltage-gated calcium channel. The record is from RefSeq and is a predicted model, not a curated record. Gene Ontology annotation, cellular component: membrane; L-type voltage-gated calcium channel complex. Gene Ontology annotation, molecular function: calcium channel regulator activity; voltage-gated calcium channel activity.